AAGGCACUAGUAACCUUGGAAGUAAAAGUUUGGGGGGUGAUUUUGUUACAGGUGUUUAUAAUUUGAGAUGCACCUUUUUUUUAAGAGAGUAAAGGAGAGAGAGAAACAUCAAUUUUCUGUUAUUUAUGCAUUCAUUGGUUGCUUCUUGGAUGUGCCCUGACUGGGGAUCGAACCCACAACCUUGGCAUAUCAGGACAACCCUCUAACCAACUGAGCCACCUGGCCAGGGCCUAAAAUGCACUUUUAAACUUGGAGGGCAUUGUGGGGAUUCUGGGCCUUGGUUGCCAUUGGCAAGAGCAGGCUUCACAUCUGUCCAGAAUUCAGAUAACCUAAGGGCCUGCUGAUGGGACUGAGGUAGGUCUAGGGGUGUCACAUAUUUUAUUGAAAUUUUUAUUCAGGGAUCAAGUCCCCUUGUUGGGCAAAGGGGAGAAGGGACUGACUAUUUUGACUAGCAGGAGAAAUGUACAAACCAACCCAUGACCCGAUGGUUGGGGUCAUCAGCAGAGGAGCUGGCUGCUGUAUUCCAUCUCCUCACCUGCAGGGUGGGAUGGUACCCAGGUAGUGUCUCCCCGUCUUUGGGGUGUGGAGAGCUGACCUUACCACCACCACUCCACAUUUCCUUACAAACCACUCUGCCAUUUUGAGUGUUGUGUUUCAGAUGCUCAGGGCUGCUGCUCCUCAUACAUGGUCGUGCAGCUUUGUAAACUCACCCCAGCUAAACCACAGCUUUCUCAAAAUGUACAUUUAAACCCAAGUGACAUGGAGUGAGCAUAUUGUUGGCUGAGUAGCCAGGAGGACAUGGGUGCCUUUGCUGAACUUUGGCCUGCUGUGUAGGGAGCUCAGAGCAGCACUGUUAUAAAAAAUUAUUUUUUUAAACUUUUGAACAACUUUGUCAAGGGGUGGAAUUGAAUCUUAAGCAUGUUAAUAGCUGUGCUCUGUCUUGUAGGGCAAAUCUCACCGAAGAAAUCUCCAGGCCCCGCAGUGAGCAGCAGGGCUAAAGUCAUAAGCAGGCCAAGGAAUGCCUGUUAUCCAGGGUGCCCUCUGGGUGGGAGAAGAAAGAAGUGUCCCCAAGAACAGGAAAAAUGGUUCCUACAAAGCGUCCAGCCUCUUCCUGUCCUCCCCUACCUUUGGUUGUGUGGGGGUUAGAUGCCAAUGGUCCAUGAGGCCAACUGUCUUGGCUCUGAAGUCCUUUGUCAGUGGCCAGCUGGAGGACUGGCAGGGUUCACCGGCUAGCCAUGGGUUCUUGGUAGGGAGCCCUGGCCUUUGCCUAUUCCCUAAGUUGCUGACCUUUGGGAACAGGCCUGAUAAGCAGACUUUCCAGCUGCACUUGUAGGGUAGAGCCUGGGAAGCUGUUCCUUUGGGCCGACUCCUUCCCGGCGCCUUGCUCUGCACCCAGUGGGGUCUGCCUACAACCUGUGGCUUCUCUCCUAGUCCCAGAGUUACAGCACUCUUUCACUUCUUUCUCUGAGAGUUCUCAGUAGUAAAGGGUACCCUGAGCCUUUAGCUCCUCCCAGGCUUGGAGUGUUUGGGGGUUGGACUCUGCCAACAACAGCAGGGCAGCCGGUGCCUGUGAGGUUGGUGGUGCUGACGUUGGCUCUGCGAGGUCGGCUCAAGGUGGGUCUGGAUAUUGAGCAGGCCUGUCAGGGCGUUGUCACCCACACCAGGAGCACGCAGCAGGUGCGGCAGCCAGCGACACCUUCCUCUUCUGCCCCAUCUCUGCCCUUACUGUGUGAACUCAAAUGCACAUUAAACUCUCAAACCCAUGCUGACUAGCGUUCCUUGCUCUCGCCUUGACAGCAGCCUUCACACACAGGCUGCAGCUGUCUAGCCUUCGUGUGGGUAUGGGACGGGAGGACUUAGUUGAAGGCUCUUCUAUUCCAGAGCUGGAAACAACCCCAUCUCAGGUUCAUAACAGGACAGGUUCUGAAGAUCCAGGAAAAAUGAAGCACAAAGCAAAACCAGAGUAGGACAGGGCUCCUGGUGAGGACACCCGUGUUGUGAAAGCUGCCUGGGGAGCCCUGCCUGUGGCAAUCCACAGUGUUAAGUGACGAAAUGCAAGCUAGGAGCCAGGGCCAUAGCACAGUUAGAGAAAGCCAUGCUGGUCAGGGCAGAGGCUGGUGGACAUAAGGCUGACCUAACCGUCUCAGGGUGCAAGGGAGGUUCAAGUAGGCUACCUUUACUGCAGCGGAGCUUCCUGGAAGCCAUCCUGGUGUCAGGCACAUUCUCUGGGAUGCUACCCAACCCAAAAUUGCAGGGGUUGGGAAGUGGGAUGGCAGUGCAGAAUACCAACCUUUCAUAACAGGCAUUUAUUGAUGGUUUGCUGUAUGCCAGGCCUUGUGCCCAGCCCUAGGAGUCUGGAGGUAACCCAGGAGACUAGAAACCGGCCUCUUUAGGAAAAAUUAAUCUGCCCCCAACCAGACUCUGCAAAGCUGCUCUUGCCAAGUCUGGGCUGCCCUCCCUGCUAUUCAGCAGAUCUUGAUUUCCACAAGGCCAUGCUCUCAUGCUCUACCAGGUUUGUGCUCUCAGGUUAGCACAGGCCAGGUGUGAGGAGAGCCAGGCACGGUGACAAGCUCAUCCCCCUCCCCCAGGUGGAGGGGAGAGGGCUGUCUUGGCUCAGGUAGCUGGGCUGGGGAGGAGGCAGUAGGGUCAGGAGGGGAGGGGGCCAGGACGGCUGUUUGGCUUAUCAGAGGCUCCUGAGGUUUUCCUGGCUGACUCCAAGGAGUGGCAGACAAUCAGAGCAUUGUCACCAGGGCUGCAUCAUGGAGCAGGGGAGCUGCUGUGCAGAGGACCCCAGGCCUGGGCCUAUCAGGGUGAAGACCAGGCCCUGCCAUGGGGGCUGGAGAGCCCUGGGCCUGCUGCUGCUGCUGCUGGCAUUGGCCACUGCUGGGGCUGUGGCUGGAGGGCUUUUUGGCUUUGCUCACAGCCCUCCCAAGCCACUGCUACAGAUGUCCCGUCUGACCCUCCCGAGCCCCAGGGUGUACCAGUUCAACCAAACUGCCCAGGUGGACGUGGCCGGGAAUGUGGCAACCAUCAGGGUAACCCCGACUCAGAGUAACCACAGCUGGGCGGUGCUGUUCGAUGGGCAGAGCGGCUGUGUCUGUUACCGACCUGCAGAGCACCGGGCCUGCUUCCUCCACCUGAUGGAGCCCAGAGAUCGCAAGACCCUGCAGCUUCUGGUGAACACCUCGAAGACCCAGGGGCCUAACAGCCCCAGCCAGGAUACCCACUAUGCUCAGGAGCUGCUGGCAGUGCUUGGGAGCCAUGAGGUGGACCCUGCCCAAGUGGGGGCUUCAGUGCGGCACUUUUGCUCAAAGAUCCCCAUUUACUGGGCCCGUCGAGCAGAGGGGCCCCGGAGGCAGCGGCUCAUCUAUCUAUGCAUCGACAUCUGCUUCCCAAGCAACAUCUGUGUGUCAGUCUGCUUUUAUUACCUCCCAGACUGA
This is a messenger RNA of Eptesicus fuscus (big brown bat), 3440 nucleotides long. It is a transcript of the gene BRICD5, whose product is annotated as BRICHOS domain containing 5. Gene Ontology annotation, biological process: regulation of cell population proliferation. The record is from RefSeq and is a predicted model, not a curated record. Lineage: Eukaryota; Metazoa; Chordata; Mammalia; Chiroptera; Vespertilionidae. Bases 2760 to 3440 code for a protein of 226 amino acids. The transcript has 6 exons.